AUUCCAUCCGUUCUUUAUAUCCGACCAACUCCCGCAUUUUCCUGGAUUUAAUGGCCACAGGCAUCCUCUCGAGGACUAAUCGCACGAGAUGGCGGCAGCAGGCGCCACCGUGCCCACCAGACUGGUGAUUUGCGUGGACGGGGCACAGUCAAUCGGCGCCGUGGAAACGAACAUCCGCCAGAUCUACUCCUCUCUCGAAGUGGGCAGAUGCGCCGACCGAACUCACGGCGGCAUCUUUCGCCAGGACAUCCAAUAUGUGCCGAGCGACGGCCUCGUGGACGACACCUCUUCCAAGGAGCGCCUCCAGGCGAAUCUUCUCGGCCAGUUGCACAUCAAGCAGAUCCAGGACAUCUACGAGAAGUGCUGCACGCUCGACGGCGAUCGGGAUGAAGUGUGGUUCUUUGGCUUCUCCCGCGGCGCCUUUGUCGUGCGCGCCGUCGCUGGACUGCUGCAUACCUUUGGCUCUCUCGCUUCUGCCGGCCAGCCUGGCUUCGCCAAGGAUUUUCGAAAGAUGCUCAAAGACUCGGAAACGAAGUCGGGCAACUCACUCUCGCCUUUGAGUCCGCUGAGCUUGAGUCCGGUGUCUUCAAUAUCGUCGGCCUUUCAGACGAAGCGUGCGCCUCGUAUACAAUUCAUCGGCGCCUUUGAUACUAUCAGCGACGUCAGCGGCUCCAGUGUCUUUGACAUCUCCUUCAACUCCUCUAUUUAUCAUUUCCGACACGCGGUCGCAAUGCACGAGGACCGCAAAACCUUGGCGCCGGAAUGCCUCUUCCCUCCCGAAUUACAUCAAAGCUCCUUGAGCGACUCUGGCCGCAGCUUCAUCCAAGCCCACUUUAUCGGAAAUCAUGCGGACAUUGGUGGCGCGGCGAGGAAGUCCGGGCUGGCACUCUAUCCGCUGCAAUGGAUGUUGAUCCAGGCCAAGGAUCUCGGGCUAGUCGUCGAUCCUCAGGGCGGCGUCUUCUCCCCCCUAUCGCUCGUCCUGCCCGGCUCGUCGAUAAAAAAGCCUCCAGAGCAACUCUGGACAUUCAAAGCCGCCAACAACAUCGCCACCCAAAUGCAAGACUUUCGCGAGGUACACGGUCUGUCACGGAAUCACGAGAAGAGCUACGCGAUCAAGCUCCAGUCAUCGCGCCUGUCAUCGCUGCGCCAGAAGCAGCCGAGAAACCCCUUCACCUCCGAUGGCUUCCUGCGAGGCUACUGCGCCGGCGCGCCGCAGGGCACCAUCAUUCAUCCUUCUGUAUACUUGCUCCUGGACCUGCAUAUCAACGUCGUGCUCGAGAACAAAGAGCUCAAGCUUCAGCGGUGGGUGGAAGCGUGGCGAGACCGAAUGCUCGGCACUGAAGCAGGACAAGGUGCGGACUUUUGGGACGACAAUGACGAUGACUCGGAAUCCCUCGGCGCGUUGCGAGUGCUUGUUUGCGGUAAUACCGGAGUGGGCAAAUCCACCCUCGUCAACAAGACUUUUGGAGUCGCUGUGACACAAAGCUCCGAUCGUACCCGAGGCAUUCACGACGUGCGAGAGGAGAUUACGUGGGAGGGGCGGCCGGACUUGAUCGUGCACGACUCUGGUGGCUUUGAAGCCGGCGCGGACGAAGAGUUCCAAGCCAUCGAAGCAUUUCUCAAAGAGAAGGCCGAGGCGCAAAGUAUCACGGCCAAACUACAUGUUAUCUGGUUUUGCGUGGAUAUCAACAGCGCUCGAACGCUUCAAACGGCCACCGAGAAGCUAUUCCGGGCCGUAUCACUGUAUGCAAAGGAUGUGCCGAUUGUCGUAGUGGCGACCAAGAAGGACGAGCUGCUCGAUAUCGAGUUUGGCGUGUGCCGCAAAACACUGAAACGAGAAGGAAAGCCCUUCGACGAAGAGGCAUGCGAAGCGUAUGCAGAAGAGAGAUUGGCAGAGCGGAUCGAUGUCAUCCGGUCGGAAAUGGAGAGUGUGCCUGGUGGCCGCUUGGAUGCUUGCAUCGCCGUUUCUCAAGAUGACGACGAGUCCAUCGCCGCACUCAGCGAAACGACAUCGCAAUCCUUCGAUACCGAUCGAGUACGUCUCAUGUACAUUGGUGCUCAGGUUGCCAGAAUCGACCUCAAAAUCGAAAUGGCCGUGGCGGAGAUUCUCCGGCGCUACAAACGAUUGAUUCGCCGAAGCGCGGCCACCGUGGGCUUCGGCGGCUCCUCCAUCCACCGCAAAGCCUCGACGUAUCAAGUGACCAAAGCCGUGAUUCAGUGCUUUGGAGUUCCGACCGUGAACGCCGACGUGGCGCUGGAGGCGCUGAAGGCGAACGUGUGGACCAGUCUCGGAAGCAACGCGCAGCUGGUGCUAGCCGAAAUGUUCUCCCUCAUUGGCGUUGCCGGGAGCGUGUUUGCCAUGGGCGCCCCGCUAUGGCUGAUCAGUGGAAGCAUCAAUGCCAGCCACGUCGUGCCAACGACUUGCCGCAUGUUCCUCAUCAUGGCGUGCGACUUGACCCUUGUCCUUGCGCGCUCCUUCAAGGAAGCCACUUUCCGCGCCAACGGACAGCCGGAUGAGAUCGACGUGGGCGCCGCGGCGAGGAACUACGCGGUGCGCGGGUAUGCGCAGCACGUCCAUCGCGAUGUCCAGCGUCUGCUACCCAAGAGAAACCCACUAGCGCCUUUCAGAGUCGAGAACGUGCAACAGGGCAUCGAGGAGCUGUUCGCCGCCUACAAAGACAAACUCAUGCAAGACGUCAAUCUGCCCCUCCGCAAUGGAGAUACGAAAGCCGGACGAGAAGCAGGCGACGACGCAAGCAUCGAAGACGAUUCCGCGCUGUUGAGCGACUACACCGAAGCCCGCGCUGCGCUGGCUGAGCUAGACGCUUCCGAAACCAUCCCCUCCGUACCCGAACUGCCUGGCGACGAUGCUCGCUUUGAAUUACAUGGCGAGAGUACCGUCAGUGAAUUGAGCGGAGUGAGCGCGACGGAGAAGUCGUAGAAGAGCCCGGAGUCGAUUGCGCUGCAUCUGGAGCGCGUUCGCACGCGCUGAAUACUGCCAUUGGCUCGGUGCAAGUCGUUGCAGACGUGACGAUUCGUAAGACCACCCCUCCUUCGGCCGUCAUUUGACUUACACGGCCGCUCGGGGCAGCCCAAGGACGAGUGCAGCUAUUCCAGUUGGCCAUGACGCGCGAUCUCAUGACACAGCCGCGUAAAGCCGCCCGAAAAAGGAUAGCAGGAUGUGGCUGCUAAUUUUUUCCGCGCGCAGCGAAGGUUAAAGCCUAAUCGGGCAACCUCGACGCUGUUGCGCUCGCGCAAGGCGAAGCGGGGCGAACUUGUCGAGCGGUGAUUGGGUGG
This is a messenger RNA of Neohortaea acidophila, 3297 nucleotides long. RefSeq lists its product as uncharacterized. NCBI's taxonomy places the organism in Eukaryota, Fungi, Ascomycota, Dothideomycetes, Mycosphaerellales, Teratosphaeriaceae. Bases 89 to 2941 code for a protein of 950 amino acids. The record is from RefSeq and is a predicted model, not a curated record. Gene Ontology annotation, molecular function: GTP binding. The transcript is spliced from 7 exons.